CUAUUUCCCCAUAUUUGCCCGAGACGUGUGGCCAGAUCUGGAGUGCAGUGAAGCGGGGUGCGAGGCUUGCACCGAGGCUCGCGCCUCGCCGAGGUCUCCCCACAAUGGCACAUGAGAAACGUAAACAAGAAAAGGGGAGGGACAAGAAAAAAACAAAUCCAACAGGGCUUUUUGCUUGUCUUGCAGGAAGUGGGUUUGGGUCAGCCAGCCCUCCGCACUGCUUUACCCUUAGAGAAGACCGGGGCGCAUGCGAUCAUCUAUCUCACCCACUGUAAGCACCACACGUGACCACCUGUGCUGGACGAACAUGCUACACCAGCACCGGGCUUCUCUCUGCCUCCUC
Molecule: messenger RNA, 343 nt
Organism: Metschnikowia bicuspidata var. bicuspidata NRRL YB-4993
Lineage: Eukaryota; Fungi; Ascomycota; Pichiomycetes; Serinales; Metschnikowiaceae
Exons: 1
Coding region: 112-288 (58 amino acids)
Source: RefSeq, a predicted model, not a curated record